AUGUCAAUAUCGAGCCCAGAAAAUCUUAGCUCCAAGCCGUCUCCCGUCACAUCUGAUACAGCUUUUUGCGGGAUAUCCAACUUGACCAACCCAAUGCAAACGCCAAAGUCGACUGUUUACACUCCAUCUAAUGCAAGCGACACACAUCUGGCGUCCAAGGUCCUGGCCGGCCCGAAGGCGAAAUACGGUCCACAAAUUCAUUUCGUCGACAUGGCCGACAAGAAGGGAGCUCAGCGAAUUCGUAAUACGAUGAACUCUCGAAAACAUCGUCAAAACAAGCUUGACAAGAUAAGAGAGCUGGAGAAGAAGCUGGUAACCAUUGAAGCGGAGAAGAAACGAUGGCAGGGGCGAGCAACCGAGAUGGGGUGGAAACCACCUCAGUAG
This is a messenger RNA of Fonsecaea multimorphosa CBS 102226, 384 nucleotides long. RefSeq lists its product as uncharacterized. The transcript has a single exon. The record is from RefSeq and is a predicted model, not a curated record. Gene Ontology annotation, biological process: regulation of DNA-templated transcription. Bases 1 to 384 code for a protein of 127 amino acids. Lineage: Eukaryota; Fungi; Ascomycota; Eurotiomycetes; Chaetothyriales; Herpotrichiellaceae. Gene Ontology annotation, molecular function: DNA-binding transcription factor activity.